Cuscuta campestris is the source of this 2322-nucleotide messenger RNA. Lineage: Eukaryota; Viridiplantae; Streptophyta; Magnoliopsida; Solanales; Convolvulaceae. The record is from the annotation of a GenBank genome assembly.
GUUUAUUUAUUAAAAAAUAAAAAAUUGUACACCACAAAAAAUAGUUUAUCACAAAAUUUGUUUUUUAAUACGAGAAUCUGUUUGAAAUUAAUAGGAAUUAAAAAGUAAUUUGAAGCAACUACCCCCAAAUCCUCAUCUCUCUCUAUGAAAUGGCCCCCUCCGCUGAUCCCACAACUUGGGUCCACGAAUCCUCUAUCAUCAAAGAGGAUGAACUUUGAGAAAUGGCCGAAUUUCUGGGCAGAGGCUUCCGGAUCCACCAUCCUGAUGCUGUCGGAGGAAUCAGUCUAUCUCAUAAUUCGGACCCCCAGAAGCUUUUGGGUUCCCCCUGGUCAACUGACCGUGAAUGCGCACAAGUAUGUCGGGUCCUACAUCUUGUGGUGUUGUGCCCUGGAUAGAACCCCAACCCUAGACAAAUUCCUCGUCCUUUUCAACAUCGAUGGGGCUUUCCCUUAUUAUAAUCUGUUCCCUCAUCCCCAAUCUCCGGCCUUUGAGAGGGUUGAGUCCAAAAUUGACAAGUGGGCCCACCGCUACUUCGUCAUCGAGUUCCCGGUGCAUAGCCCCAUACAUUUGCCGGGUACAGUACGCCGGAGUUCUCUCUCCCGGACUCCGUUCGCAGCCAUACCCCAGGCGGAGGCAGCACUCAACGCCCUGGGAGAGGAGGGGGGCCUGAUUUCAUAUCACUCCCUUCAGGACGCCAGGUGGUACAAGAAGGCGGAUUUCUACUACCCUCUUGGUCCUGUCCCCAUCCCAUUUGAAGGGGUAUCUUCCCCUGAAAGGUCAAAGGCUUCUCCCGUAGUGGAAUCUCAUCCAGCCGAGAGCUCCUCAGGGAACCAGGCCCAAGGUAACGCUACUGCCUUGGCCAUUUGCAAACCGUCAGCUACCCUAGAUUCCAUUCCCAUCUCUACCAUUCCUGGGCUAAGGAAGCCCACACCAUCCCGGAGGCGGCCACGGGAAGGGGUCACUGAUGACGACUUCCUCCCAAAGAAAAGUAAAGGUGAUGGUAUUCCUGCUUUGCUCAGCCCCCUGAUUGCCUCUUCUGGUACUCAGAAUACCACCACUGCUGCUGCAUCCGGAGCUACUUCCCAAGGGGUGGAGGAAGAAGCUGAGAGGCAGAAGGAACCAGAUGCUUUCCCUGCGAUGGAGAAAGAUGUUGGAGGGCAGAAAAAGACGGAAGCUUCCCCAGAGAUGGAGAGAGAGGUUGGGAAACAGCAGGAACCGGAGGAGCAGCGUUCCGCCGCAACACCCCCAGCCUUCAACCUCCCCAUCCGGCGCAAGUUCACGCCACAAACCUACCCUGCCUUUAAGGAGGGUUGGGUAGGUUUUUCUCGCAGUUUGAACUCCCUGCAGGCCUCCCACUGGACCAUCCAGGCGAACCUAGAGAAGAUGAGGGAAUCAAUGCAGGAGCCCAUAAUCCCCCAGGCACGCCCUGACCUACUUGCCCUCAAUGCCUUACACUCCAUGGAGCAGGCCCAACAAUCACUCCUCACCCUGACUGAGGAGUACCUGUGUGGAGCAUGGGGAAAUUAUCGGGCCAUGGUGGUCCUGAAGGAAAAGGAGUUGGCCGCCAGGGCUCUACAACAUAGAGUUGGUUCCCUAGAACAACAAGUCCGGGCCCUUCAAGAAGAGAAUGCCAAGCUCAAGGCAGAUGGCUCGGCGGAACUGAUGGCUGAAAGGUCCAGGGUCAAGUCCCUGCAAGAGCAGAUUGCUAUCUGCCAAAGGGGGACCCAAGAUCUGGAAACGCAGUUCGACAAACUCCGGGCACAAAUCUCCAGCCUGGAGUCAAAAACCUCGGAUUUAGAAGACAAAGUGGGGAGUCUAAAAGCCGAAAUCCCGGAUCUUGCCCUCAAGAAAUUGGAGAAGGAGAGGAAAACUGCCAAUGAGCUCCGGUCAAAGAUGGGAGAACUGGAGAAGACUAUGGCUUCCCAUCAAGAGGAGGUGGCUGCCUUGACCGCCCGGGAUGAGGCCCUUUACGAAGACAUAAAACUUGACAUGCGACACUGCAUCUACGAGGCAAUCCGGAGCGGACUCCCGGCCCACCGGUCAUUGGAUGACUUCAUCUCCUACUAUGGCUUGACUCUUCCUCUUCCUCCCCCAGAUUCUCAUGCCAAUCAGGAGCCUUGAUUUCCUUUCUCUCCAACAAUUGUUGUAAUUUUAUUUUGUAACAUUUAAAGGGUAGCAACUUUGUAACGAUUGUAGCACUUUGUCCUUUUCCAGUGUCUCUUUUGUAUUUAUAUCCCUGUAGACUCUUUCCAUUGAGCUAACUGUUCUCUUUUUGGGGCUUUUAUCCCGUUUUGGGACUUAGAAAAAAUUUUAUCUGCUUUA